AUGGCCGAGCGCUCUACCAUGCUGCUGGACGUGCGCCAACAUCUCCUCCACGCUCAACAGAGGAUGAAAUCCCAUGCUGACAAGUGUCAUUCUGAACGUGUCUUCAACGUUGGCUACUUCGUCUUCAUCCGACUGCAGCCCUAUGUCCAGUCGUCACUGGAGCCUCGCUCACAUCACAAACUUUGCUUCAACUACUUCGGGCCGUUUGAGAUCGUCGCCAAGAUCGGCUCCAUCGCCUACAAGCUGGCUCUUCCUCCAGGCUCCGCCGUGCACCUGGUCUUCCACGUAUCCCUCCUCAAGCCGGCGUCCGCUCUGAUCUAG
Miscanthus lutarioriparius is the source of this 321-nucleotide messenger RNA. The record is from the annotation of a GenBank genome assembly. NCBI's taxonomy places the organism in Eukaryota, Viridiplantae, Streptophyta, Magnoliopsida, Poales, Poaceae.